AUGCCAUCUCAUAUUGAUACGAUUGUAAAAAUAACUCAAGUUCGUCAGUCUUUUAAAGAAGAGUUAAAAUUAAUGGUUGUGUGGGCAAUAGGUGUUUAUCCUGUUGGGAGUGAAGAUCGCGAAAUGGAAAUGGUUUUAUUUGUUCCUAUAGAUGAUGAAGAAAGAGAUCCUAAUACCCAAUCGGUUUUUGAAAAAAAUGAAUUUUACAGUGUUGGAGGAAAAGUUGUUUCUGAAAGUUAUAAUGGCAAUUUGAGGUUAAAGAUGACUGUCACAUCAUUAACUCACCUUACAAUUAAAAGAGAUCUUGGGUCAAACAGGUGUCCAUUGAAAGUUUCUCUAGUUGGUGUUGUUCAAGAUACAGUUAAAGAAGUUAACGAUGAAAACGCAAUUUUUGGGGUCUUGGUUAAGGAUUACGUUAGUCAGGAUUGUAGUUUUAUGGUUAAGGUUGUAUUUCCGUAUCAUAAUAGUCGAUUCAAGCACUUUAAAAAUUCUAUCCGGCCAAACGAAUCAGUACUUUUCAUUAUAGGACAAAUGGAGAUUAUUCAAGGAGAUUUGUAUGCAUAUGCUGCUGAUAUCUCCUAUGUUAACAUCAAUUUUAUGGCCAAGAGGAAGAUUUCUAGUUCAGACAGUUCCCAAACUACGACAGAAUUGCAUAGAUCAGUUCGAUCAAAACUUUUAACAGCUCAUCAAGCUGCUAGCGAAAAUUUGCCCAAAACAUCUGUUACUGAAAAGUCAGAUAAGGGCAAGGAAGUGAUUGGUUCUACUACUGUUGUGUAUUCACUGAAAUGUAUAAAGGUUGAAGAUGAGAGUGAUGAUUUAUACUAUAAUGAAGAUGAACAUACAACAGUAUAUGAUAAAAAAGAGGUAGAUAAUAAUGACAUAUGUGAGAAAAAUAUUAUUUGUGAGAACAAGAGAAGUAUGCGUAGUAAUAAGGGUAAAGGUACCAGAAAGUGA
Cetraspora pellucida is the source of this 954-nucleotide messenger RNA. The record is from the annotation of a GenBank genome assembly. Lineage: Eukaryota; Fungi; Glomeromycota; Glomeromycetes; Diversisporales; Gigasporaceae.